AGUGUGCUUUAUUCCAGUUAACACUGACUGACCGAUCAUUAAUGCCUGGGGACGUCAUCAGAAGAUUUGAGGAGGGUGCCAAUAGUCAGAGAGGCUUUGUCCAGGACCUGAUGGGAAAGUGUCACAUCCAUAUAAGGGGCACCAACAAAUUCCUGUACAAUGUCAACAGCAAAGAUUUAUGCAGCAUGAGAGUUGAAGAAAUAGCAAAAAGGCCCCUGAGUAACUCUUUCUGUGAUGUAGUGAUGGAUUCCUGGGUUGGUAAAGUAGAGCGAGUUAACGAGGAGCUGAUUCUCAAGUUCCCAGAUGGAGCUCUGUGUAAAGUACAAGACACAGAUCAGCUGGAUGAUUUUGAACCAGUCAAAGACCAUUACAAGUCCCUAUGUAGCAGUGAUACAUUCCUUUACAAAGGGUUGGUAAUGAAGGGGACUAUAGGAGAUCUGAGUGAUGCUGUCUGGUUAUCUACCACUCAUAAACAUGGACCAAAGGCUAUCAAAAAAUCACCAAAUCAUACCGUCACUGUACGCAUUGAAGAGGCAAGACUUAAGUCAGUGGAGGUGUACUGGAUGUGUAGAGGAUUUACCAAGUCAGAUAACCCCCUCCUUAGAAUGACGCCUCCCCCCUCCCUAGUACAGGAGCCAGACCUCCAAAGAUUACGGAUUUUAGAUUGGUUUUCACACUGCAGUCUGCAGAUUGGUGAUUUUGCCCAGUAUGUCAUUAAACCUAGUGAUGAUCUCACAGACAUUCCACCCAAACAAAGCUUUAUACCAGAUAUUCUACUAAGCAAUCCAGCAGCUCAAAAUGAAUUGACAGGAAGUCAGUUACAUGACACUAAAGAUGACGCUCCUGAUGUAAAGACAGAGGCCGAGGCUCUGGUCAAUGGAGAGGUUCCUAAUGAAGCAGGAGGAGCGGAGGAUGAUGAAUACGAAGAUGUUGAAACGACAGAGUCGGAAACCGAGGAAGAACAAGUUCAGAAAAAACACUCGUCCGCCCGCAACAGGCAUAAAGGAAGAAAGGGGCGCAAAUCUGGAGGAAAGAAAGGAGCCAAAAGGGCGAAGCAGACUGUGAAGUUUGAACCAGAAAUCCCCAAGUGUUUACCUGGGGAGAAGGUGGCUGUAGGUGUUUGUUAUACCUUCUCCACGGCAACCGUCAUGUGGCAGGACGGCACUGUUGAAUCAGACAUUCCCUCCCCUGUUCUCUUCCCCAUACACUACCUGGACGAGCUGGAAUUCUUCCCUGGAGAUUAUGUUGUGGAUGCCAAAGAAGUGGCCUUGAAGAACUGUGACUAUGGUGUAGUUGUGAGCUGUAAUCACAAAGAAAGGACAUGUUUUGUCAAAUGGAUAAAGACAGUGGAUAUAUACAAAGGAGAAAG
Saccostrea cuccullata (small rock oyster) is the source of this 1369-nucleotide messenger RNA. Its product is annotated as (E3-independent) E2 ubiquitin-conjugating enzyme-like. The record is from RefSeq and is a predicted model, not a curated record. The annotation marks the transcript as partial. Lineage: Eukaryota; Metazoa; Mollusca; Bivalvia; Ostreida; Ostreidae. Gene Ontology annotation, molecular function: ubiquitin conjugating enzyme activity. The transcript is spliced from 7 exons.